AUGAAGAGCAGCGCACCUUCUUCACCUGGAAGCACUCCAUCGCUGUUGCGACGUCUCAGCCAAUUCGUACAACCUGGCUCUUCGUCGCCGGCGUUCCAGCCACGGGCAAAAGGCUCAGCCGAAGCGCCCCUCACACCUACAUCAACUUUUCCAAGGGAUGACGCAGUCGUCAAGUCUCUGUGGCUUGACUGCGAUCCCGGCCACGAUGAUGCCAUGGCCCUGUUGAUGGCAGUCCACCAUCCCAGUCUAGAGCUGCUUGGCGUCUCGACGGUAGCUGGCAAUGCAGGCGGCCGCGAUACUUUCCUCAAUGCUGUGCGUCUCAUGGCGCUGUACCGAGCGGAUCCCUCAAUCCCCGUCAUUCGCGGAUCCGAUUGUCCGCUGGUCAAGGAUGUAAAAGUUGACGUCGGAAUUCAUGGUCAAGGCGGUCUAGGUGGAGUUCAAGGUCUGCCCUCCCUGUCGUCGCCGUUGUGCCAGCCUUGGCUUCAGCCUGCUCACCCCAAGACGAGUUCACCUACGACUGGACCCGAGCCCUCACUGUUCCUAUAUACACUUUCUACCAUCCUCACGGAGCGGCUCAACAAAGGUCAACCUCCGAUCCACAUGGCAGUCACGGGACCGAUGACCAACGUUGCGCUCUUCAUCAGGUGCUACCCUCACCUGAUAAAAGGCAUCGAGCAGAUCGUACUCAUGGGUGGUGCUGCCGGCGUUCGAGGCAACAGAGGUCCACUUGCCGAGUUCAACAUUCUCAACGACCCGGAAGCAGCUGCCAUCGUCUUCAACACCGACAUCAAAGUGGUCAUGGCUGGUCUCAACGUCACACAUCAAGCUAUCUUCACAGCAGAACUUCACGACCGACUCCUCUCGAGCAGAACGAGAUCCGUACCUUCUUCCCGUCGGCACUCUCGGUCGGCGUUGAGCCCUAUCUCGCCCACGCAGUCACCAGGCGUCUCGCCCGCGGUGCAGGUCUCUGAGCUACCGGCAUCGACACAGGCCGGACCGAGCGAUCUCAAGAGGAUGCUGAGUUCGACGCUGACGUUCUUCGCAAAGACGUACGCCUCCGAGUUUGGGUUCACGAGGGGUCCACCGGUGCACGAUAUGCUCGCCAUCGCUUACAUUAUCGAUCCGACGCUCUUCUACCGACGCGUCCCUUCGCCUGGUGACGUCCCAAAUGUUGCCAUGUUUGAUGCCGAUCCCCACAGCAACAAGGACACGCACGUGGGAUCUUCGUCGCCUUCGCCGUCGAGAUCUCGGAGUGUGCAGAAUGUCAACUCCUUGGGGCUCGAAACCAACGUCGUUGGUGGAGGCAGCGGAGAGACGAGCGACAUCCCGGAGGCAGCAGCGAAUACGGUCGAUAACGCCGCUGCAUUCCGCGGUACGCCGCCAAAGAGGUACCGUGUCGACGUGGAGUGCAGCGAUGGGCUUGCAUGCGGUGCCACCGUCGUCGACUUUUGGGGCGACCGCGUUGAGCAUGAAGGGUGGGGAACAGGUGGGAGGAAUGUCGAAGUGCUAGAGAACCUCGACUGCCCUCGCAUGUGGGACGUGUUUUUCCAGGUGGUUGAGCGCGCUGAACAACACAUCGCUAGCAGUGGAUCGGCCCGUGGCGAGGCGGGUGCGAUGGCUCAUGAUAGUGCCGACGCUCAAUCUGGAUCCAACUCGCCGAGCAAGUCUCCGACAACAGCGUUCGCUACAAUGCGCCUUGGCGGGGAUGCGCCUGUCAACAACGGCGCCUACUAG
This is a messenger RNA of Pseudozyma hubeiensis SY62, 1734 nucleotides long. Its product is annotated as uridine nucleosidase. Gene Ontology annotation, biological process: purine nucleoside catabolic process. NCBI's taxonomy places the organism in Eukaryota, Fungi, Basidiomycota, Ustilaginomycetes, Ustilaginales, Ustilaginaceae. Gene Ontology annotation, cellular component: cytosol. Bases 1 to 1734 code for a protein of 577 amino acids. The record is from RefSeq and is a predicted model, not a curated record. Gene Ontology annotation, molecular function: purine nucleosidase activity. The transcript has a single exon.